Messenger RNA from Oryza sativa Japonica Group (Japanese rice), 2537 nucleotides. RefSeq names its product transketolase, chloroplastic. Gene Ontology annotation, cellular component: cytosol. Gene Ontology annotation, molecular function: transketolase activity. NCBI's taxonomy places the organism in Eukaryota, Viridiplantae, Streptophyta, Magnoliopsida, Poales, Poaceae. The record is from RefSeq and is a predicted model, not a curated record. Gene Ontology annotation, biological process: pentose-phosphate shunt.
UAUACAUAACCCAUCCCAUCUCCCACCCCACAACCUCGCCAUCUCCGCCUCUCCUCGCCACCACACCACUCCUCUCGCCAUGGCCGCGCACUCCGUCGCCGCCGCGCACGCCACCAUCGCCGCGCGCGCGGGUGCCGCCGCGCCAGCGCCCGCGCCGCCGGAGCGCCUCGGGUUCCGCCUCAGCGCGCUCGCCGGCCGCGGCCUCCGCUCCCCGCUCCCGCCUCGCCGCGGCGCGCCAUCGGCGUCCGCGUCGCGCCGCCGCCACAACAACCGCGUGCGCGCGGCGGCGGUCGAGACGCUCGAGGGGCAGGCGGCGACGGGGGCGCUGCUCGAGAAGUCGGUGAACACGAUCCGGUUCCUCGCCAUCGACGCCGUCGAGAAGGCCAACUCGGGGCACCCCGGCCUGCCCAUGGGGUGCGCGCCCAUGGGGCACAUCCUCUACGACGAGGUCAUGCGGUACAACCCCAAGAACCCCUACUGGUUCAACCGCGACCGCUUCAUCCUCUCCGCCGGCCACGGCUGCAUGCUCCAGUACGCCCUGCUCCACCUCGCCGGCUACGACGCCGUCUUGGAGGAGGACUUGAAGCAAUUCAGGCAAUGGGGAAGCAAGACUCCAGGCCAUCCCGAGAACUUCGAGACGCCCGGAGUUGAAGUUACCACUGGACCUCUUGGUCAGGGUAUUGCAAAUGCAGUUGGGCUGGCCCUUGCUGAGAAGCACCUGGCUGCUCGUUUCAACAAGCCCGACAGCGAGAUUGUUGAUCACUACACCUACUGUAUUUUGGGAGAUGGGUGCCAGAUGGAGGGUAUCUCCAAUGAAGCUUGCUCGUUGGCUGGCCAUUGGGGUCUUGGCAAGCUGAUUGCAUUCUAUGAUGACAACCACAUUUCCAUUGACGGAGACACAGAGAUUGCAUUCACUGAGGAUGUGAGUGCUCGCUUUGAGGCUCUUGGGUGGCAUACAAUCUGGGUUAAGAAUGGAAACGAUGGCUAUGAUGAGAUUCGUGCCGCCAUUAAGGAAGCAAAGGCGGUAACUGACAAGCCAACACUAAUCAAGGUGACCACCACAAUCGGUUUUGGAUCACCCAACAAGGCCAACUCAUACAGCGUCCACGGAAGUGCUUUGGGUACCAAAGAGGUUGAAGCAACCAGAGAGAACCUUGGAUGGCCCUAUGAGCCAUUCUUUGUGCCUGAGGAUGUGAAGAGCCACUGGAGCCGCCAUGUGCCUCAAGGUGCUGCUUUUGAGGCUGACUGGAAUGCUAAGUUCGCCGAGUAUGAGAAGAAGUACCCAGAAGAUGCAGCGACCUUGAAGAGCAUUGUCUCAGGGGAGUUGCCUGCUGGCUGGGCUGACGCUCUUCCUAAAUACACUCCAGAGAGCCCUGCAGAUGCCACCAGGAAUCUGUCACAGCAGUGCUUAAACGCACUUGCUAAAGUUGUUCCUGGUCUUCUUGGAGGAAGUGCUGAUCUUGCAUCCUCCAACAUGACAUUGCUUAAGAUGUUCGGUGACUUCCAGAAGGAUACGCCUGAGGAGCGCAAUGUCCGAUUUGGAGUCAGGGAGCAUGGAAUGGGCGCCAUUUGCAACGGCAUUGCUCUGCACAGCCCAGGACUCAUUCCAUACUGUGCUACUUUCUUUGUUUUCACUGAUUACAUGAGAGCUGCCAUGAGGAUCUCAGCCUUGUGUGAAGCCGGAGUUAUCUAUGUUAUGACCCAUGACUCUAUUGGUCUUGGAGAAGAUGGUCCAACCCAUCAGCCCAUUGAGCACUUGGUGAGCUUCCGUGCGAUGCCCAACAUUCUGAUGCUUCGUCCUGCUGAUGGUAACGAGACUGCUGGGGCAUACAAAAUCGCGGUCCUCAACAGGAAGAGGCCAUCCGUCCUUGCUCUCUCCAGGCAAAAGCUUGCUCAGCUGCCUGGUACCUCGAUUGAGGGUGUUGAGAAGGGUGGGUACAUCGUCUCUGACAACUCAACUGGCAACAAGCCUGACUUCAUUGUGAUGAGCACUGGCUCUGAACUAGAGAUUGUCGCCAAGGCUGCUGAUGAGUUGAGGAAGGAGGGGAAGACUGUCCGUGUCGUGUCAUUUGUUUGCUGGGAGCUUUUCGAUGAACAGUCGGCUGAGUACAAGGAGAGUGUUCUCCCUGAGGCUGUUACUGCAAGAGUCAGCCUUGAAGCAGGGUCUACUCUUGGAUGGCAGAAGUACGUCGGAAGCAAAGGCAAGGCUAUUGGCAUCGACAAAUUCGGUGCAAGUGCUCCUGCUGGAAAGAUCUACCAGGAGUAUGGCAUCACCGCGGAGAACGUCAUCGCAACAGCAAAGAGCCUGUAAGAUUCAAACCGCGCGUUUUGAGUUUUUGUCAUCGUUGAUGCCAAGGAACAGUAUACAUGAAGCCAUGAAGGUCUUGUGCCCAAAGCUUGGAAUAAUGAAGGGAGAGGGAUGCCUGCAUUGGAGCGUGAGUGGUAUUUUAGGCCUGUAAUAAGCACUGCUUUUCCAUUUACGUUUGUUUUGUUGGAUCACUCCUUAGAUGAUUCAUCAAGUUGAGCCUGAUUCAAUU